Molecule: messenger RNA, 6030 nt
Organism: Siniperca chuatsi (mandarin fish)
Lineage: Eukaryota; Metazoa; Chordata; Actinopteri; Centrarchiformes; Sinipercidae
Gene: znf423
Product: zinc finger protein 423
Exons: 22
Coding region: 746-5098 (1450 amino acids)
Biological process (GO): regulation of transcription by RNA polymerase II
Cellular component (GO): nucleus
Molecular function (GO): RNA polymerase II transcription regulatory region sequence-specific DNA binding; DNA-binding transcription factor activity, RNA polymerase II-specific
Source: RefSeq, a predicted model, not a curated record
UCCUGGAGGGAAAGGAAAAACAAAACAGACUGAAAUAGUUUCGAUAAACUAAAUAAGCCCCGGCGAAGACGCGAGGAGUGCGGGGGAAGAAGCCACGUUUAAUUUUGAAAGCAAUUUCCCAGAACAUUCUCCGUCGCUUCUCAUCACCUGGACCGUCACGUACCGCUGUGGCACCGCCACCUCGCACUCGGACGGUGCCGCUGUCACUUUUCUUCAAUUCCGCGCGGGACCUGCUCAGGUGUUUGCCGCGCGCGUGGCUGGCAGCUCGCGCCCUGGUCCACUAGUGCUGGAACAAGUCGGAGCGGCACGAGCGCCCCGGCUGCACCGGAGAAAGCAAAACGCUUGCGGGGGAAAAGAGAAGAAACAAAAAGCAAGGCUGUUGGCGUCGCGGCAUAUUGUAACGACGAAGAAGAGAAUAAGCUACCAACGGGAAGUUGUUCCCGUUUAUUCUACAGGUUGCGCGAGCCCUACCGACCAUUGAGGAAGAAAACGCAUGAGAGGAGCCGAGUGUCGCCUCCAAGCCGCUUCACUCCCGGUGUGUUUGGUUUGUUGUCGUUGGACUAACGGCCGUUCCCCACUCAGAGACUGAAGCUGCCGCAUUGCAACAGGCGAAGAAGCAGCAGCGAAGUGGAGGAGGAGGAGGAAAGACAACCCGACUGUGUCUGCCUGUAUGGUUAGCUGAAAACACGAAACGGAACAAAAACAAUUCGAGAACAAAAAUUUAAAAAGCAGUUCGGGACCAGAGAUGUCUAGACGAAAACAGGCCAAACCGCGCUCCGUUAAAGCGGUAGAAGAAGGGGAGUCUUCAGAGUGUGGAGGGGCCUGGGAUGAAUCAACUGUCCAGACAGAAGUCCCGGCAUCUGACAGAGAGGCAGAGCCCAAAGAAGGUCAGGGGGUGGGUGCUGAGGAUGGAGAACACGAGGAGCAUGAUGACCGCGAUGACAGAGAUCAUGACGAUGACCUAGAUGACGAGUCCAUCUUCACCUGUGACAACUGUCAACAGGACUUUGACUGUCUGGCUGAGCUCACUGAACAUAGAACCAACCACUGCCCAGCUGAUGGUGAUGAUGACCCAGCAGGGCUGUCCUGGGUGCCUUCCUCGCCCUCCAGUAAAGAUUUGGCAUCGCCCUCACAGAUGCCCGAUGGCUGCUGUGACCUCGGCAUGGCCACUGGCGGCGAGGAGGAAGGAGGCGCUGGUCUGCCGUACCCCUGCCAGUUCUGUGACAAGUCCUUCAGCCGUCUGAGCUACCUGAAGCGCCAUGAGCAGAUUCACAGCGACAAGCUGCCUUUUAAGUGUACCUUCUGCAGCCGUCUGUUUAAACACAAGAGGAGCAGAGACCGCCAUGUCAAACUCCACACAGGAGAUAAGAAGUAUAGUUGUCAGGAAUGUGAAGCUGCAUUCUCCCGCUCUGAUCACCUGAAGAUCCAUCUGAAGACACACAGCUCCAGCAAACCGUUUAAGUGCAGUGUGUGUAAGCGUGGCUUCUCCUCCACCUCAUCACUGCAGAGCCACAUGCAGGCUCACCGCAAGAACCGAGAGCACCUUGCACUGAGGAGUGAGAGGGAUGGAGGGAAGAAAGGAGUAGGAGGAGAUGGUGACCUGGAGCAGGACCUGUAUAUGUGUGAUUACUGUGAGGAGACGUUCAACCAGACGGAUGAGCUAGAGAAACACGUCCUGACCAGACACCCCCAACUGUCUGACCGAGCUGACUUGCAGUGCAUCCACUGUCCUGAGAUCUUUCUAGACGAGGCUUCUCUCCUCACGCAUAUUGAAACACAGCACGCCAACCGCAAACACAAAUGUCCUGUCUGUUCAGAACAGUUCCCAUCUGUGGAGGAUGUCUACUGCCACUUAGACAGCCAUCGCCAGCCUGACUCCUCCAAUCACAGCGCUGCUAGCCCUGACCCCGCGCUGGGCAGUGUGGCCUCAAUGAGCUCGGCCACUCCGGACUCUAGUGCCAGCCUGGAGAGAGGGUCUACGCCAGACUCUACCCUAAAGCCCAGCCAGGGCAGUGAACGAGGCCGCAGAAGAGGCACAGACACUGGGGAUGAGAUUGGGAUAAGCCUGGGUCAUCAAGGUGGAGGUGGAGGAGGGAACUGGGGUAAAGUGACGUACUCUUGCCCUUACUGCUCGAAGAGAGACUUCCACAGCCUGGCUGUGUUGGAGAUCCACUUGAAGACCAUCCAUGCAGAUAAGCCGCAGCAGAGCCAUACAUGUCAUCUCUGCCUGGACACUCUGCCAACGCUCUACAACCUCAACGAACAUGUGCGCAAAGCUCACCGCACCAGUGGAGGAGCUGUGGGCACAGCAGCAGCAGCUUUUCCCCUGCUGCAGUUCACUAACGUUACAGCGUUCCACUGUAACUACUGCCCAGACAUGUUUGGAGACAUCAACUCUCUGCAAGAACACAUCAGAGUAUCGCACUGCCUGCCUGGUGGGAUUGUGGCAGGAUCCACCACAUUAGAAGGGAACCAUGCCUUCUUCUGCAACCAGUGCUCCAUGGGAUUCUUGACGGAGUCUUCGUUGACAGAACACAUUCAGCAGACGCACUGCACCUCCAUUGGGGGCGGAGCUGCGUCUGGAGGAGCGGUGGCCAAACUGGAGUCUCCUGUACUACAGGCUGCAUCGCAGUCCUUCAUGGAGGUUUACUCCUGCCCUUACUGCACCAAUUCUCCUAUCUUCGGCUCACUCCUCAAGCUCACCAAGCACAUAAAGGAGAACCACAAGAACAUCCCGUUGGCUAACAACAAACGGCAGGCAAAGGUUGCCGACCUAAGCCCCGCCUCCUCUGAUGUAGAGAUCUCCUCCCCGAAACGCCACAGACUGGGAGGCGACUCCACCCCCUCCAUGGGGAGCAACGGGGACUACCCGUGCAACCAGUGUGACCUGCGAUUUGCCAGCUUUGAGGCUUUCCAGGCCCACCUAAAGUCACACCUGGAGAUGCUGCUGAGGCGCCAGUCCUGCCCCCAGUGCAACAAGGAGGACUUUGAAUCCCAGGAGGCAUUGCUUCAACACCUGACAGUGCACUAUACCACCACGUCGACCCAGUAUGUGUGUGAGAGCUGCGAUAAGCAGUUCUCCUCAGUAGAUGACCUGCAGAAACACCUACUGGACAUGCACACAUUUGUCCUGUACCACUGCACUCUCUGCCAGGAGGUCUUUGACUCCAAGGUCUCCAUACAGGUGCAUUUGGCAGUGAAGCAUAGCAAUGAGAAGAAGCUGUUUCGCUGCACAGCCUGUGCCUGGGACUUCAGGAAGGAGACAGAUCUUCAGCUCCAUGUUAAGCAUAACCACCUGGGCCACAGGUCAGGCCUCCCAGGGGGACUCGGAGCAGGACUCAAGCCCCGGAAGUGCAUCUUCUGUGGAGAGACAUUUGGGACAGAGGUGGAGCUGCAAUGCCACAUCACCACACACAGCAAGAAGUUCACAUGUCGCUUCUGCGGCAAAGCUUUCCAUGCCAUGUCACUGCUAGAGAGACACCUGAGGGACAAGCACUGCAUCUUCGAUGGCGGCCAUGUCACUGGCAAUGGAGGUGGUACAGGGAGUAGUGGGAGUCAGAACGGGACGCCAAAUGGGCUGGCACAGUCCUCUAAGCGAGGAGGAGGAGGAAGUGGUGGCAAUGGAGGUGCAGGAGGCGUUGAAAGAGCAACAGUGGCAGCUGCUGAACAAGCCGACCUGCAGAACAUGUUGCUGAAGAGCGCAGUUGUGGGAGGAGGAGCUGGCCAGGGAGCAGACACAGCCAACAGCCAUGAGGCAAGCGGAGGUGAGGAGGAGCUGGACAAUUCAGAGCCCAUGUAUGCCUGUGAUAUCUGCGGAGCGGCCUACACUAUGGAGUCGCUUCUGCAGAACCACCGGCUGCGUGACCACAACAUCCGACCGGGUGAAGAUGACGCUGGUUCUCGAAAGAAGAAGGCAGACUUCAUCAAGGGGAACCACAAGUGCAAUGUUUGCUCCAGAACAUUCUUCUCUGAGAAUGGACUUCGUGAGCACGCCCAGACGCAUCGUGGCCCUGCCAAACACUACAUGUGUCCAAUAUGUGGCGAGCGUUUCCCCUCUCUGCUAACCCUCACUGAACACAAGGUGACCCACAGUAAGAGCCUGGACACAGGAACCUGUCGAAUCUGUAAGAUGCCCCUGCAGAGUGAGGAGGAGUUUAUAGAGCAUUGCCAGAUGCACCCUGACCUCCGCAACUCCCUCACCGGCUUCCGCUGCGUCGUCUGCAUGCAGACCGUCACUUCCACCCUGGAGCUGAAGAUCCAUGGCACCUUCCACAUGCAGAAGCUUUCCACUGGUUCUGGACUUGGGGGAGCUGUAGGAGGAGGUGGAAAUGGACUAGGAGGAGGGAACGGCUCAGCCUCUUCAUCCCCUAACGGGCAGCUGCAGCAGCAUAAGUUGUAUAAAUGCGCCUUCUGCCUAAAGGAGUUCAAGAACAAAGGGGAGCUGGUGAAGCUGGAUGUCAACGGCCUGCCUUAUGGCCUCUGUGCUGGCUGCAUGAGCAGGGGCACGAAUGGUCAGAGCCCCAGCCAGGGAGGAGCUGCUACGCCCGGGGACACGCAGGGAGAGAAGGCCAUAGCCGGGCUGAGGUGUCCAGAGUGUGGGGUGAAGUUUGAAAGCCUGGAGGACUUGGAGAGUCACGUCCAGACAGAUCACCCUGAGGUCAGCCCUGAAACCAGCGCAGCAGGAAAGAAGGCUGAGGCUUCACCUGCACCUAAGAAAAAGACCUACCAGUGUAUUAAAUGCCAAAUGACGUUUGAGACAGAAAGGGAGAUCCAGAUUCAUGUUGCUAAUCACAUGAUCGAAGAGCCCACCUGUCGGCAAGAGGAGGGCAUCAAUCACGAGUGCAAGCUGUGUAACCAGAUGUUUGAUUCACCUGCCAAGCUGCUUUGCCACCUGAUAGAGCACAGCUUUGAAGGCAUGGGAGGUACCUUCAAGUGUCCCGUCUGCUUCACAGUGUUUGUCCAGGCCAACAAGCUCCAGCAGCACAUUUUUGCCGUCCACGGCCAGGAAGACAAGAUCUACGACUGUUCCCAGUGUCCACAGAAGUUCUUCUUUCAGACAGAACUACAGAACCACACACUGAGUCAGCACGCGCAGUGAGACCGAGGCCCGGCAGGAUCUCUCGGCUCAGCCGGGGCCCCCGACCCGGAGCCGGCAGGGGACUCCCAUCUCCACAUCACAGCCAAUCAAAGUGUCAUUUGCUACUCACAUGUAAAACUCUAACGAUCGCGCCACUGGGUGCGGCUAUUAGGAGCAGCAGGGGAAAGGAAUAUUAAUGGAAUAUGCUAUUAAAUAAAGAAAGGAAAAAGUGGGUGAGAGAAACGGUAAGAGCUCGAUGAAAGAAAGAGAGAAGUGAAAAAGGGUAUUGUACGUGCAGUAUUUUUUAUUGUCCCUGCCAAACCCCCCCCCCCACCAGCUUCUUCCACCUCUCCUUCUCCUUUCCUCCCACCCAUCACACCCCAGGUCAGGCAUUUUAUUUUUUUUAACAAAUAGAAAAGGAAAAAAAGCAAGAAAACACCCUUUGUUUUGGGAUUUUUUUAAUAGAUUGUAGAAAAAAGCUUCACUUUCUCGUCCCCUCAGUUGCUUAUUGUAUUUAACUUCAUAACCUCUUUCUUUGAUUUUUUUUUUCCUGCCAUAUGCGCUUAUUUUCUUGGUUUUCAUUUUUGUACCUUUCAUUUCUUGCCGUAAGUAGGUACUUGUGCUGUGUUGUGAUUGUUUGUUUGCCAGUCGUAAUAUUCCUGAGUUUUUUCCCCCCAACUGAUCCUUUUUAUGAUCAUUGUUAUAUAUUUCUUUUCCUUUUUGUAAUUACUAUGAAAAAAAGACAUAAAACAAAAGUGCAGAAAACCAUACAGAUGUUUGUUUUUUUGGAUUGGGUUUUCCAGUCUCUAUGGGGCCUAUAAUGGUUAUUGUAAAAAUGAAUAUCAUCGAUUUCAGUGCGUCUGGUCAAUGACUGCUUUUUAAAUGUGAAUUAACCAGAUUGCAAUAAUCUAGUACAAACAAAAAAGAUAAAACAAAUAAAUACAAAUAAAGAA